Molecule: messenger RNA, 2250 nt
Organism: Paraglomus occultum
Lineage: Eukaryota; Fungi; Glomeromycota; Glomeromycetes; Paraglomerales; Paraglomeraceae
Source: the annotation of a GenBank genome assembly
AUGGAAAUUUCUAAUGAUACUCCUAUAUCUGAUAUAACUGAUGAUGCUCUUGCAUCCAAUAUAUCUGUUAACACAUCAAAUUCUAACGAUGUUCAUGAACAAAUUGUCACACAGAACGGGGAAUCUAUUAUAUCUAACCACGAGACGCAAAGUGUCAUUUCUCUCGAAAUAGUAUCUGCUUCCAGCAAUUCUGAUAUACAACAGGAAUUAGAGAUCUCCACAUCUCCUAUUUCCGCGGAAACUAUAUCAUUGGAAGAGAAAGAAGAAAAUGAAUUUCUGGAUUCAACGUAUAGGGAACAGGUUAGUAAAGAGAUAAUUCAGAGCAUUAGGGAGAAGAAACUUCGGGGUCAAGAAAAAAUCAUAACUUCCCAGGAUAUUAAAUCUUCUUUGAGUGUAAAGGGUGGACAGGGGUUGAUCCAAGAAUUAUUUACUCUAGAGCCGUCUCUACAAGAAUCGCAAAUAAUUCAAAACCAUGUGAGUGAAAUUUCAGAGACCAGCACUUCCGGAGAAUCUAACGUUGACGAAACAUGGCAACAUCUAGCUCAAUUAUGUAAUAAAGCAUUCGAUGCUGAAGAUAAAGCAAAUCGAGCUAAUCAAGAAGAAAUUUUAUAUUGGUUUCUUUAUGCAAAGGAUUUUAGACUUCAAUAUAAUGAGAUUAUAGUGAGUAGCGGAGGUAAAAUUAGUGAAAAGAAGGCAAGAAGCUUACUGUAUGAUUCCGUUGUAAAACAGCUUUCUAUUAUCCGUAAAAAAAGAUCUCAAGAAUUGGGUUUACAUCUUCCAGAAAUAUCACGGGAUGCCUUGCGUAAAAAAACUCAGAGAGCUGAGAAAAUUUAUAUAUUAUUCGAAAAAAUAGGUCAUGAUAAAAUCAAAUACAUCAAAUCAUAUAGUGCGAAUUCCAUUUCAAAGCUUACUAAUGAUCAAAUUCAAGAGAUUAUAAAUUAUUCUUGUCAGAACGUUGAUACAGAUAAUACAGAAUAUCAAUUUUCGUCCGAAAAUACUGAAAUUUCCGAGACCGGCGGUCCCAGAAAAAUCUCAUCUGAAAUAGAGACAAGUAAUAUAAUCACUCCCUCCAGCAAUUCAGAAAAUAAGAUGAUUGAGGAAGUAUUACGAAGUGAGGAUGCUACUGCCUCUAAAUCUUUACCGGAAACCAAGACCAAGGAGUCAGAAUCUGUAAAUGUUUUCGAUGAGGAUAAUGGGAAUGAUGAUGAAUUCUCUGACGAUAACAACGAAGACGAUAAUGAUAAUGAGAGCUUCUGUGGUUUCUCUGAUGACGAUGAUGAAGCCGAAAGUACGAGCUCUUCUCCCACCCGUCACCAACCCAAACGCAUUGCCAGGGAAGACUCAGAGCUUGCGGGAGCCACUAGAAAUCUCUGGCUCAGUGACAGUUAUGGCUUAGACGACCUCCCUUCUUCCGCAUCUGUUUCCAAAGCACGAGAUGUGGAGGCACUAAGAGUGAACUUCUUUGGAGCCGAGGACGCUGUUAUACCCGACGCUGAAGUCACCAUUCCAGAAGCGUAUGUUCGACCUGAUAUUAAUGCCGAAAUGCUUUCAAAUAUCAGAUUUCGCGUUGCAAAUGUUGAUGGACUUACGGAUAGGAAAGUUCGAACGUUCUUUAAGAAAUUGCAUAAGGUCGUCGUGAAUAGUGAUCGGAAAACAGGUACCAGCGAAACUUAUACAGAUACACUUGUGGACGAUCUUCUUCGUAUUGCUCAGCUGAAUGACUGGCCCUUUAGCGUCAACAAUCACCCUCCAUGCAAAUUAUACAUUGAAGAUGAUCCUUACGUGUCAUCAGACCCCGAAUUUGUAAUAAAUAAGGAAGACGAAAAUAUGGAAGACUUUGCUAUUCUUGUGGUAGAGGACAAGCACUUGAAGAAUGUCGGGCCAAGCACUGGAUUUGGGGAAACACAGAUUGCUAUGGAGAUUCUCGCUUGUGUUAGUGAGAAUAUACGUUCCCUUGGCAAACGGCAAUACACAGAUCAGACAUUCUGGGUUAUUCGUGUAAUUUCUUCAUACGUUACGUUUUAUAAAGCCGAGAUUCCUGCAAUGUAUUUGGUGGAGCUUGAAAAAGGCCUACCGCAACAACAGUCAGUUAAGGUUCAAAGAUGGCCUGCUGAUAAUGGUUUGAGGUCUGGUUUUGACCUUGCUGAGCCAGAAGGAAGGCGAGUAGUGUUGACGGCAUUGGCCAAAAUUCGUGAAACACUUUCAGAGGAGUCGGAGGAGUUAGAAGAGUCUAAUGAUGAGGAGAAUUAA